AUUCACAAUCAGUAUUGCUUCCUAACUGGACAGGUUGAUAUUACAGAAGUGUGAUUGAUUUGGAGUUACAUUGUAAUUUUUAAGUGUUCCCUUUAUUUUUUGAGCAGUGUAGUUUAAAUCUACAUUACUUUUAACAGUCCUCUGUCGCACUCUAGUGGUCGGAACAGAAAAUAUGUCUUGGCACAAUGCAGAUCCACACUUUUCGAAUAUUCCCCUGAAACGAAAGUGAAAUACCUUCUUUAGUGUAGUCAUACGAUAGCUUCAAACCUCGUUUGACAGGGUCGGUUGUGUUGUUUACUAAGUCGAAACUGGUAAAUCUCAUAUUAAGUCUGUUUAUUCUUAGUGAAACAUGUCCGGAACCGGUGAAAUCGAUGAAAGCUUUUACUCCAGACAGCUGUAUGUCCUGGGUCAUGACGCUAUGCACCGGAUGGGCACCGCUGCAGUCCUCAUUGCGGGGAUGCGUGGUCUCGGGGUUGAAAUAGCAAAAAAUGUGAUUCUGUCCGGAGUGAAGUCUGUCACCGUCCAGGACGAAGGCCAGACUGUUUGGUCCGACCUUUCCUCCCAGUUCUUCCUGAAGGAAUCCGAUCUGGGUCAGAACCGUGCAACAUGUUCCCUCCAACAGCUGUCUGCCUUAAACCCACAUGUGUUAGUGUCAGCUCACACUGGACCCCUGGAUGAAGACCUGCUUCAGAAGUUCCAGGUGGUGGUUCUCACCGAGUCCACACUGGAGGAGCAGAAGCAUUUUGGUGAGCUUUGCCACUCAAAGGGAAUCAAGUUCAUUGUGGCAGACACUAAAGGCCUCUGUGGCCAGUUGUUCUGUGACUUUGGGGAAGAGUUUGAGGUCUUGGACCAGAAUGGAGAGCCACCUGCAACAGCAAUGAUACAAAGUAUCUCUAAGGGUAAUCCCGGGGUGGUGAUCUGCACAGAUGACAAGAAACAUGGAUUGUCAGAUGACUGUAAAGUGACAUUCUCUGAAGUCCAAGGUAUGACGGAGCUCAAUGGCAUCAGGCCUAUGGAGAUCAAAGUCCGAGGCCCGUACUCCUUCAGCAUCUGUGACACUUCUUCCUUUUCUGAGUACAAAUGUGGUGGAGUAGUGACUGAGGUUAAACAACCUUGCACACUUCAUUUUAAACCCUUGAGUGAAGCCCUGUUGGAUGAUCAGCUGCUGGUUAUGAAUGAUUUCGGGAAAGUAUGGAGGCACAAAACCCUGCAUUUGACUUUUCAAGCCCUCCAUAGCUUUGUGAAGAAAGAACAGAGACUCCCUCGUCCUCAAUCUCAAUCAGAUGCAGACGCCUUGCUUGCCACAGUAAUGGAGCUGAAUACAGUGGCACAGCUGGAGCAGCUGGAUCAAGCUGCUGUGAGGAAACUGUCUUACACAGCACAGGGUGACCUCGCUCCUGUCAAUGCUUUCAUUGGAGGUAUUGCUGCUCAAGAAGUUAUCAAGGCAUGUAGCAUGAAAUUUACACCUCUCAGGCAGUGGUUUUAUUUUGAUGCACUGGAGUGCCUCCCUGAAGAAGAGGACCAACUGUCUGAGUGCUCCUUUUCAGCACAAGGUACAAGGUACGACGGACAGGUUGCUGUGUUUGGCUCAGCAUUCCAGGAAAAGCUCGCACGGCAGAAGUACUUCCUGGUUGGAGCUGGUGCUAUUGGCUGUGAGCUCCUGAAAAACUUCGCCCUCAUGGGGCUCGGUGUCGGAGAAGAAGGACACAUCACUCUGACAGACAUGGAUUUCAUAGAAAGAUCCAACUUGAACCGACAGUUCCUCUUCAGGUCUCAGGAUAUCGGGAAACCAAAAUCAGAAGUUGCAGCGAAAGCGGUGCGAGAGAUGAACCCACAAAUGAAAAUCACGGCUCAUCAGAAUUGUCUGGACGCCGACAGUGAAGCGGUGUAUGAUUACAACUUCUUCAUGGGACUUGAUGGAGUUGCUGCAGCCCUUGAUAAUUUAGAAGCAAGGGUCUAUCUGGAUGGACGCUGCGUUCAGCACCAUAAACCGAUGCUGGAGGGAGGAACUAAGGGAACUCAGGGCCACACUCUGGUGGUGGUGCCUAAUCUCACAGAGUCUUAUGGGCCGGCUACUUCUGAUUCUGACUCAAUACCACUGUGCACUUUAAAGAACUUCCCUCACCAAAUUGAGCACACCCUGCAGUGGGCCAGAGACCAAUUUGAAGGACAUUUUAAACACACACCAGAAAAUGUGAAUCUCUUCCUGGGAAAUGCUGGAUUUGUACAGAGGACUCUUGGCCAUGGAGAUGCAGAGGCCCUUGAAGUCCUUAAGGGGGUUUGGAGCAGUCUUGAGGACAUGAAAGCUGGAGGACAACAUCCAGUGAGCUGGGAGGACUGUGUGAGCUGGGCACGCUGCAGAUGGGAGACUCUAUUUAACAAUGACAUACGCCAGCUUCUUCACUGCUUCCCUGCUGAUCAGAUGACUCCUACUGGUCUCCUCUUCUGGUCUGGUUCCAAGAGAUGCCCUCACCCACUGACCUUUGACCCCAACGAACCCACCCAUAUGGAUUACGUGGUAGCAGCAGCCAACCUGUACGGUCAGAUCUACAGAAUCAGCAAAACAGGAGACUCAGCAUCCGUCAGAACAAUCCUAGAGAAAGUCUCUGUACCAUCAUUCACUCCUAAGUCCUCCGUGAAGAUUCAUCUCACUGACAAGGAGAUGGAGGAGGACAAAGAAAAGGCUGGCGAUGAUGCUGAAAAAGCCCAACUUAAGGACUUGCAGGGAAAGCUGGCCUCACUGACUUUGAAAAACCCAGCCAAGCAGAUGUUCCCUUUGGACUUUGAGAAGGAUGAUGACAGUAACUUCCACAUGGACUACAUUGUUGCUGCCUCCAAUCUCAGAGCAGAGAUCUACAACAUCCCUGCAGCUGAUCGGCACAAGAGUAAGCGCAUUGCGGGAAAGAUCAUCCCAGCCAUAGCUACCACCACAGCCGCAGUGGCGGGCCUGAUGUGCCUGGAGCUGUACAAACUGGUGCAGGGUCACCAGAGGACCAGCUCUUACCGCACGGCUUACUUCACCCUGGCUGUGCAGUAUUUUGUGAUGUCCCAGCCAAGCCCACCUCGAAACUUCCAAAUCGCAGGAAAGAAAUACACUCUGUGGGAUGACUUCCUGGUUGAGGGCAGACUUGGCGGUCAGCAGGAAGUGACCUUGGGAGAUCUGUUCCAGUAUAUCAAGAAACAAAGUAACUUAACAGUUUGCAGUCUCUACUACGGAACAGCCAUCCUGUACAGUGGGCAAGAAGAGAGACUUAACAUGAGCGUGUCUGAUGUGGUGCGGAAGGUCACCAGUGCAGAAAUCCCUCCACACAAGAAGAUGCUGGAGUUGGUUCCCUUGUUUGCUGAAGAGGAUGACUCUGACUCAGACUUCUGCCUGAUGAUCAGAUACCUUCUCCUGUGCUGACAACAUGCAGUUUCCUCAGAGUUCCAGAGAGAAAGGCAUCACAUGGAACUGUUAUAAUGUGAUAAGACAAGUUUUACUAUAAUCUGACAUCCAUUGAGUAAAAACACUGCCAGAUUGUUGAAGAUUGAUGCCUGCAUUGUUCUUCCAGCUUCUUUCUUUCCAUGUUUCUCAUUAUGUUUUGCAAAAAAGUGUUUGUUAUUUCACUGCUUUAUGUGAUCAGUUUGUGUUUCUUCAUUUGAUCAUGUACUUUAAACAUUCACACUUCUCUGUAUCCAAUAUAUUGUCUCAUACCUUGGCUACACUCCCAGAAAUACUACUUGAAAUGCUAUGAUGGAUGAUAAUGUCCUAUUUCUUUUUUAUUAAAUGUCUAAUAAUGAAACUUUUAAAACAGCUAUGUCUUUUCUAGUAUAAGCAGAAAUCUCACCAUUCAAUUCUGUUUGCUUACUUUUAAUUUAGACCAGAUGUAAAGCAUACUUUCAAAGAAAUUUGGCAAAUAGGUUGUGGGCAGAACUGGCAUGCUUUUAAAGUUUAAUUCAGGUCAGAUUGAGCCCGAUGUUGAAGGGGUGGUCAGAAGAAGAAGUUGGUGCAGUAGGUCUUGUGCUUUGAUGAUGCAGGGUUUUUUCGCCAUCUGAACACAGCUGUCUCAUGUAAAUCCCGCUCUCCCAGCACAUAAGAGCUGGUCCUAUGUGGACUGAGAUGCCAAGUCGUGGGAUGGCUUUUUGCACUAGUCCUUUUCUAUACCCUCAAGGUGAACUGCUGUCUUUUUUUUGUGAUGAUUUAUUGAUAAAUAAUGUGGUAAGAAACAUCUCUGGUAUCAUCACUGUAGCUAGUUUUAGAUGUCCUUUAUUCAUGCUGUUAAUGAUGCUAUUUGUAAUUGAAUUAUGUUUAAACAUUUUAAUAAAUAUGAACCCAUUAGGAA
Notolabrus celidotus (New Zealand spotty) is the source of this 4322-nucleotide messenger RNA. RefSeq names its product ubiquitin-like modifier activating enzyme 7 (gene uba7). The transcript is spliced from 24 exons. Gene Ontology annotation, biological process: protein sumoylation. Gene Ontology annotation, molecular function: SUMO activating enzyme activity. The coding region runs from base 350 to 3403 and encodes 1017 amino acids. NCBI's taxonomy places the organism in Eukaryota, Metazoa, Chordata, Actinopteri, Labriformes, Labridae. The record is from RefSeq and is a predicted model, not a curated record. Gene Ontology annotation, cellular component: cytoplasm; SUMO activating enzyme complex.